UCAAGUGAAAUAGAAGAACAGUAAUAAAGAUAUUAUAUACACUUCUGCUUUCUCUAAUUUCUUUUCUAUUUUUAAUUCUUAUUACAGUUUUUCAGGCGGAUACAAGGUUCAUUUAUCAUUUCUGUUUGCAUAAUGACACAUCACUUCUCCUUGUUUGAACUUCCUCAAUUAUUUAAUGCUAGUUUCUGCACCGGCACUUUCAGAUGACCGGUUUUCUGUUCUCAUCUUAAAAUAACUUUUAUCCUUGAAAUAAUGGAGCAGUAUGGAGGAAAACCGUGUCAGCGGCAUUAUGGGCUGGUUUCGUCAACAUUUUGGGAAACAAAGAAAUAAUUUGGACCAAUGUAAACGCUCUCAGAGAGACAUCCCAUCUAUAAGCAGUUCCAGCUGCUCAUCUGGAAACUCUGACUACACACCCAGCUCAUUAAGGGAGUCUUGCACAUCCUCAAAGUCCCAGUCAGCCACCUCAGAAAAACCUCUGCCCACUGUUCUUUUCUCAACCUUCCGUUCAACUCUCAGAUACGACGUUUGUUUGUGUCACAGUGAUAAAGACAUCGAACAAGCACAAGGUUUGGCAUCCUUUCUAGAAGACCCUUCAAAAGGUCUGCGCUGUUACCUGCAUGAAAGAGAUUGUUCACUAGGUGGAGCUGUGUUCACAGAGCUACUGCAGGCUUUGCAUAACAGCCACUGCUGGGUGUUACUUUUCACCCCAAACUUCCUAACGGAUGACUUUUGCUCGUACCAGAUGCACCAGGCCCUGUCUGAAGGGCCAAUGUCACAGAGGAUCAUCCCCACUAUACUAAAUUUACCAAGAACUGAGCUCCCACAGGAACUGCGCUUUGUUUUUAGUGUGGAUUUAAAUAGGAACAAAGAGUUUGGCUACAUUCAGAUCUACAACACUGUACUAAAUUACUUAACGGAACGCCUUGAGAAGGAAGAGUCCUGCAAUGUGUCUCAGUCAGAUAACUGAGAAGAGCGUCAAAAUAAAGAUGUCAUUUACUUUUAAGUGUCAAGAUUAAGUUAAGUUCAUUGUAUCUUAGACCACAAUGAAAAUAAUAUUCACUUCCAGGAAGUGACAUCCACACGAGCCAAGUUGUAUUGUAACAUUCCCACACACUAUAUAAAGGUAAUUUUCCCUCAUAAAUAAAGUUUACAUAUAAACAAAUAUAAGUAAACACAUACACUCACAUGAGUCAAGAAAUCCUAAGUUCUGAGUCACAUUCAACCAAAUGCAAUCAUUUUGUUUUAUGUAAAACGUAUACGCAUGUUAUGCAUAGAAUAAGGCCCAAUGAGUGCACUUUUAAACUGGCACAUAUUUUGUAAAUAUUUAUGUUUCUUAUAAUGUGAUGUGGGUGUGCGUGGUAAAUUAAUAUUGUCAGUAUUGUUUGAGAUGUAAACAAUAUUAUUUUAUUUAGUUUAUCCUACUUGAGAGGUUAAGAAUUUAGUUUUUUUUUGUGUAAUAUAUAGGCACGGAUAGAAAGUCAUAAGAUCAAGCAUGAUGGAGCGUAUGCUAUCCGUUCUGAUUUUGGGUCAUAGUCAGAUUAAGACUUAUAUAACACAACCUACAAGCAACAACUGAUUUUAACAACAUGGUUUUGAUAACGCGUUAAUCUUCUCUCAAUUUUUCAAGCAGUGUAGUAAAGGCACUGCAAGUAUCAAUUACAUAGCAAUAAUUAUGUUAACUGUAAUGCAUAAUCACAUCAGUAUUAUACAGUAUGCAGAUUAUUGAUUGCUUUAGAGGUCAUGAUGAUCUUGGCUUUCUGUCUGGUGCCAUUUAUGCUCCAUUCUGUGCCAGAUGACUCAUAGCAUUGCAGUGGUUUAGAAGGGCCUUAAGCCACAGUUAGAUGUGCCAUGUGAACCACUGGGACACCAAAAAAAAAAAAAAAAAAAAAAAAAAUACAACGGUUGGUCUGGUUGCAAAAGCAAGAUUAAAUUUUCUGGGCAAACAACAUGGUAUUUGUAAUAAUUCCCGCUGGCAAAUAUGCCUCAAUAUUGUGUCAUAAAAGCCAACAUUGAAUUGCUUAAAUCCAUCUUCCAUCCAUCGCUUUUCUCAAUUUGGAUCAUCAUAGAAGACUAUUGUAUUUUGUUAUUCUGCAACGAACUGCCCUGCAGUUACACAGCCAAAAUUAGAGUUAAGCAUGUGCAUUAUUGCAAAGCCUUGCAUCAGUAGAUUUGAGAGAAAUAGAAAGAGCUAAAUUGUUGGGGGAUUAAACAAGAUUAUUCCGGAUUUAAUAAUAAACUGACUGUAUGAAAGACUGCUAUAAUGUUAGUUUUGUGUCUUGUAUAUGUACAUAGAGUGGUAUCAAAAGUCAGAGACCU
This is a messenger RNA of Paramisgurnus dabryanus, 2316 nucleotides long. RefSeq names its product toll-interleukin 1 receptor (TIR) domain containing adaptor protein (gene tirap). Gene Ontology annotation, cellular component: plasma membrane; cytoplasm. Gene Ontology annotation, molecular function: Toll-like receptor 4 binding; Toll-like receptor 2 binding. The record is from RefSeq and is a predicted model, not a curated record. NCBI's taxonomy places the organism in Eukaryota, Metazoa, Chordata, Actinopteri, Cypriniformes, Cobitidae. Gene Ontology annotation, biological process: positive regulation of chemokine (C-X-C motif) ligand 2 production; positive regulation of canonical NF-kappaB signal transduction; positive regulation of tumor necrosis factor production.